GUCUUUAGACAUGCCCUACCGCAUAUCAGACAGAAAUGAUCCGGUAUAAGUUUUCUCCCUAUCUCAUAUCUUGUAUAUGCUUUACCACAACACUGGUACCCCAUGUUGAGCUAUUGUUUGUUUAACCCGGGAGCGGGUAAAAUGUGAUCCGAUCCACAAUUUGGAAGCAAUUAAACGAUUAAAAGAUAAUUGUUUGUUCCGGAAAGGUGUAUUCAAAAUGCAUAUAGUUCUUUUGGGAAACUCAGAAAGUGAGGUCUACUUCUUUUCAUGACUAUCCCAAAGAAGCGUUUUAAAGAAUAAAGAGAAAAAUAAUAAUAAUAAAAUGGAUGUUUAAUUGUGCUGUAUAAAGCAUAUCUCUGAUUUUGUGGAAUAUACUUAACAGUUUUUGCGUGCAUUUAUAAAGUUAUUUUUCGUAUUAAGAAAUAUUCAUUGGAAUAUAAUGUGACAUUUAAAAAGAGGCACUUGUGAUUAUAUUAUUCUUAUAAAAACAAGUGUUUAUUUUUAUGUUAAACAAGAUACAUAUUUUUAAAGUGACAUUUUCAGUUAAAUUAUAUAAAAUGUUUUCAACGAAUCCAUAUUUACCAAACGCGAGAUCAAGCUCAUUUUUGAUACGCGAUAUUCUCGGAUCAGAAGCUGCUCUUCAAUCGGCAGGGGACAAGUAUGGGACCUUUGAACAGACCCUAGGAUCGAGUCUAGGUCACGGACAAGUGAUGACUGGUACAGGAUAUGUGGGCUCGAAAGAGUUUGCAUAUUAUCAAUCUUCAAUUGGUUAUCAAGAUAUGAAAAGAGGAUAUUCAGUGGAUAACAUUCUGGAAAGCAGUAGUUCUAAAGAUGGCGGAAUUGCUAUUCCCAUUCCACUUCCGGUCUAUAUUAGGACGCGUUCACCACAAGGUUCUGACAGUUUUGGGAAACCGAAAAAAUGUCGCAGAAGUCGCACCGUAUUUACUGAUUUACAACUUAUGGCUCUAGAAAAAAGGUUUGAGACACAGAAAUACCUCUCCACCCCUGACCGCUUAGAGGUAGCAGAAGGCUUGGGGCUAACCCAACUUCAAGUGAAGACUUGGUACCAGAACAGGAGAAUGAAGUGGAAAAAACAAGUUUUACAAGACGGAUGUACAGAAUCGCCGACCAAACCAAAAGGUCGACCAAGAAAAGAGACAUCAGCCAUCGAAAACAAUGCACAAGACCCUACUAAUGUUGGUGAAACAUGUGUAGACGUUGAACAAUUAAAUGACAAUGAAAGUGAUGAUGAUGACGACGAUAAAAUAGUUAAUGAUAAUAACAGUGGAAAUUAUGUUAAUAAAAGCCGAGAAUAUUUGAGGCAUUAUCCGUUCAAUGUGUGCUCCUCCUCGUCAUCUUUAACAUAAUGUUAACUGUGUGAACAAUUCAAUAUUCAUGAAUAUAAAUGGAAUAACUUUUCGUAUCUAAAAUGUGUUAUUUGCAAAUUUCCGACUUUUGAAGUCUACGUUUUAAUGUAUACACGAAUUACGUUGCCAUGUUUUCUUUAGCCUUUGAACUUAUCUUUUAAUACUGACUUUAAAAUCGAUGGAAUUAGUAAGUAUUAGAGAUGAAGAUAACAAAUAGAUGGAGAUAAGCAGCUCCUAUAUAUUCCAUUGUAAUAUCACUAAUGCCUAUAAAAGUGCAAAAAGUAGACAUUUUGUUGCAAAUAAAACUUAAUGGAUGUAUAUUUAAUCCUUUUAUAUUAUACACCAUUUGAAAGUGAAAUCUUUUAUCUAUUGCUGCAUGGUGAAAUAUUGGUAACUUUCCAUACCACUCACAUGGAAAAACAUAGCAGAACAUACCCACUGAGCCAGUUUUUUUCGUCAUAUGUAGUUCUCUACCAUUUAUUUAAAUGGGAACUGCAGAUG
Molecule: messenger RNA, 1868 nt
Organism: Ruditapes philippinarum (Manila clam)
Lineage: Eukaryota; Metazoa; Mollusca; Bivalvia; Venerida; Veneridae
Product: brain-specific homeobox protein-like
Exons: 3
Coding region: 504-1367 (287 amino acids)
Biological process (GO): regulation of DNA-templated transcription
Molecular function (GO): DNA binding; DNA-binding transcription factor activity, RNA polymerase II-specific
Source: RefSeq, a predicted model, not a curated record